AGAAGAAGAAGAAGAAGAGGAGGAGGAGGAAACAGAAAAUGGCGGACGGUGUUGACCACAUCGAUAUUUACGCCGAUGUAGAAGAGGAAUUUAAUCAGGAGUCAGAUUAUCCUGUUCAUGAGCAGAUUGACCUGUAUGAUGAUGUCAUCUCACCAUCUGCCAACAACGGGGACGCACCUGAGGACCGAGAUUACCUGGACAACCUGCCUGCACCGGGAGGAUCCGAGGGGAACAAAGGAGCUCCGCCGAACGUCGUCUACACCUACACUGGCAAAAGAAUCGCUCUGUACAUCGGCAACCUCACAUGGUGGACCACUGAUGAAGAUUUGACCGAUGCUAUUCGCUCAAUAGGCAUCAAUGAUGUGCUGGAGAUCAAGUUUUUUGAGAAUCGAGCAAAUGGCCAGUCAAAAGGGUUUGCUCUGGUCUGCGUGGGUUCAGACUCCUCAUCCAGGAAGCUGAUGGAUCUGCUGUCCAAACGGGAGCUGCACGGACAAAACCCGAUUGUCACCCCUUGCAACAAACAGUCGCUCAGCCAGUUUGAGAUGCAGUCGCGAAAAAUUUUUGUCCACCCAGGCACACAGUCCGGGCAGAUGUCGGGAGAGGGGAAGGCCGGGCCUCCAGGCAUAGGAUCUCGCAGUGGCUUCCCUCUUGGCAAGAAUCGAGGGCGCUUUCCCACCCCACCUGGCCCGGGAGGAGACCGCUUUCCUGGACCUGGUGGACCUCCACCACACUUCUCAGGUAUGCAAGGCCCCCCGCGUCCUCCCACAGGCCCACCUGGGCCUCCAGGACCCCCUGGCCCCCCUCUACCUGGACAAGGUCUGCUGCCGCCCCUUGGAGGUCCUCCUAACAGAGGAGACCGUCUUCCUCCACCCGUCAUGUUUCCUGGUCAGUUUGGUCAGCCUCCUAUGGGACCGAUGCCUCCUGGCCCGCCCCCACCUGGAUACGGGCCUCCCCCAGGCCCCCCUCCACUUCAGCAGGGACUGCCCCCUCCGGGACCCUUCCCUCCCCGUCCACCUGGGCCCUUAGGACCCCCGCUUGGCCUCGUGCCUCCACCUCACAUGCAGGGACCCCCGCCUGGAGGUCCACCCACGGCCCCUCAUGUCAACCCGGCCUUCUUCCCACCGCCUGGAAACAACAACAUGCCAUCGUCCGACAGCAGGGGCCCACCCCCGGGUGACAUGUACGGCCGCCCUCCUCCAUAUGACAGAGACUAUGGCCCUGGCGGCAGGGACAUGGAUUCGUCUCGCACUCCUCUGAGCGAAGCUGAGUUUGAGGAGAUCAUGAAUCGUAACAGAGCGAUCUCCAGCAGUGCUAUCUCAAGGGCUGUGUCAGACGCAAGUGCAGCUGAUUACGGCAGUGCUAUAGAGACUCUGGUGACGGCCAUCUCUCUGAUCAAGCAGUCGAAGGUUUCUGCUGAUGACCGCUGUAAAGUUCUCAUCAGCUCACUGCAGGACUGCUUGCAUGGAAUCGAGUCCAAAUCCUAUGGCUCUGCAUCAAGACGGGAACGGUCCAGGGAGAGGGACCACAGUCGCUCUAGUGAGAAGCGUCACCGCAAGUCUCGCAGCCGAGAUCGACGCGAGGACUAUUACAGGGAGCGCAGCCGCGAGAGAGACCGCCAUCGUGACCGUGACCGCGAGAGAGACAGAGAACGUGAGCGGGAGUAUCGCCGUUAGUUGGAGAGGAAGCUGAACGCAAGAGGAGGAGGAGAGACGUCAGGAGCAACGUGGAUUCAUCCGACAGCGUCACGGAGAGCGCCGGACUCCGGACACACUCUGCAGCGCUAGAGUUCUGUAAAAUAUUAUAUACUCACUCUUAAUUCCUGACGGCUCUUUUUUAUUUUUUACUUUUAUUUGGAAGUAGCUGUGUGCUAAAGUCAGUUCAGCAAGAGAAUUUUUUGCCUGCUUGUUCGAAACACAAAACAACUUUCCAACUACUAUAAUGUUGUAAAUUGUCAGUUAGCUAGAUUUGUUUUUAUAGGAUCCUCUUUUUGGUUUCAUGUUUCUUCCAUUUUCCCUCGUCAAUAUAAUAUUUGUAAGUGUCUUUUGCCUUGAUUAUUAAAUAGAAUCUGUGUUGUAAUAAAGCGUGUACUGGGGUUGUUGCCUGUUUAUAUUUGAUCUGCUAGUUUGGGUUACUGGGUUGAACAUUUAGCCAACCAACUGUUUAUUUAUAGUUCAGAAUUGCACAUUUCCAAAACUACUACUACUACUUGAAUAUCAGAUUAAUUGGUUUGAUUUCAGAAACACAUUUCAGGUUGUUUGACAUCUUAACUUUCUAUAGUCACUGUGCCAUUGUGCCUUUUCCAAUUUUACCCAAUUUUAUGAGGUUUGGAUUAUGGAUUAAUUUGUGUAGUAUCUGUGUAAUUCCUGUUCACAUUCUAAAUUAUUUGCCAAUUCAUACAGGGUUUAAAUUUUCAGUGGUUUUCUUGAUUGUAAUUGAAGCUCUACAAUUCAAAUCUAAAAUAUGCUCAAUUUUUAUAGUCAUUUUUGUGUUAAAAUCAGGUAUGUUUAGUAAAUAUGAUCAGUACAAAAUAUUCUGCAUUUGUAAUGUCUGUCUGACAUCCCUGCUGCCGAUGUGUGCAUUGAUUUGUGUAUAUAUCCAAUCUUCGUGUGUGUGUAUAUAUAGGACAUAAUGUACUUUGUCCCUCAAUAAGUCUCCUCUUAUGUUUGAUUCUGCUAGAUUUAGAUUGAAAAGUUCACCCAGAAAUAGAAAUAAUGCGGUAUUUACUCACCCUUAGUCCAUCCAAGAUGUAGAUGAGUUGUUUCUUCAUCAAAACAGACUUGGAGAAAUUUAGCAUCACAUCACUUGCAGAAUAUUAUUGGAGGAAUCAUUUGAAGUUAAAAAUGUCUUGAUUUGUUUCUUACAAAAUUGUAGCU
Sinocyclocheilus rhinocerous is the source of this 2873-nucleotide messenger RNA. Its product is annotated as cleavage and polyadenylation specificity factor subunit 6-like. The transcript is spliced from 11 exons. The record is from RefSeq and is a predicted model, not a curated record. Lineage: Eukaryota; Metazoa; Chordata; Actinopteri; Cypriniformes; Cyprinidae. Gene Ontology annotation, molecular function: RNA binding. The coding region runs from base 39 to 1673 and encodes 544 amino acids.